Molecule: messenger RNA, 3061 nt
Organism: Dama dama (fallow deer)
Lineage: Eukaryota; Metazoa; Chordata; Mammalia; Artiodactyla; Cervidae
Gene: PLPPR3
Product: phospholipid phosphatase related 3
Exons: 8
Coding region: 742-3054 (770 amino acids)
Biological process (GO): phospholipid dephosphorylation; phospholipid metabolic process; signal transduction
Molecular function (GO): phosphatidate phosphatase activity
Source: RefSeq, a predicted model, not a curated record
GUUGCGUCACCAUGCUCAAGUCACCCAAUAAGACCACCGCAGUCAAGCAGUGGGAACAGCGCUGGAUCAAGAACUGCCUGUGUGGGGGGCUCUGGUGGCGCAUGCCCCACAGCUACCCCUGACUGCAUUCUCGCCUGUGAGGGAACUGAGACCCCGGUGGGAUCAACUCUCUGGACUCCACCCUUAACCACACGGAGGAUCAUCUUUGAAGACACGUGGAGUUGAUUGUCUUAACACAAGAAGGGCCACAGCCAGGAAGGGUCUGGAGUAUGGACGGCUGCACACACUGGAUUCUCCGGCCGCGCAGCCCUCCCCCAACCCCCCUAUCCAACUGGACGUUUAACCGCGGGACUUAUUUUGAGGGUCUGUCCCGGUUCUCGACGGCUCCCCCGUGACUGUACCGGGCUAGGUGUACAGGAGAUAGUGAACAAAAGGAGCCAAAGAAAAUCCUGCCGUCUGGGGCCUGAAGACUGUGGACAGUGAUUUAAGUGCCCGGGGGCCUGUUUCCCCAUUUGCCAAACGAUGGUUAGCUGGCCCCCACCCUUCAUGACUGUGGAAACACCUGCAAACAACAAGCGCCGCCUAAGGAGCCUCACGUGAAUUCACCACGAGGGCCCUCCCGCUCCGCGCGCAUCGCGGAGCAUCCCGGAGCAUCCCGGGCCUUGCGCCUCGGAUGCUGCGAGCCAGGCGAGGGGCCGCGGUCGGACCAGUGGAGGGUGGACCCCGAGUGGCUGGGGGAAGAUGCAGGGCAGCGCGGCUUUGUCCCCUCCAACUACGGUUUGUGGCGCCCCCGGCACCAUGAUCUCGACCAAGGAGAAGAAUAAAAGCCCGAAGGACAGCAUGACGCUUCUGCCCUGCUUCUACUUCGUGGAGCUGCCCAUAGUGGCAUCCUCCAUCGUGUCCCUCUACUUCCUGGAGCUGACCGACCUCUUCAAGCCAGCUAAGGUGGGCUUCCAGUGCUACGACCGCACGCUGUCCAUGCCCUACGUGGAGACAAGUGAAGAACUCAUUCCACUGCUCAUGCUCCUCAGCUUGGCCUUUGCUGCACCCGCAGCCUCGAUCAUGGUGGGCGAAGGCAUGCUGUACUGUCUACAGUCCCGGCUGUGGGGCCGCAGCGGGGGCCCAGGUGGGCCCGAGGGCAGCAUCCAUGCCGGCGGCUGCAACUUCAACUCCUUCCUUCGGCGGACGGUGCGCUUUGUAGGUGUCCACGUGUUUGGCCUGUGUGCCACGGCCCUGGUGACUGACGUGAUCCAGCUCGCCACGGGCUACCAUGCACCCUUCUUCCUGACUGUGUGCAAACCCAACUACACCCUGCUGGGCACGUCAUGUGAGGCCAAUCCCUACAUCACACAGGACAUAUGCUCUGGCCACGACACCCAUGCCAUCCUGUCUGCCCGGAAGACCUUCCCAUCCCAGCAUGCCACUCUGUCUGCCUUUGCUGCUGUCUACGUGUCGGUGAGUGCUGCCCCGCACCCCAGAUGCCCCACAGGGACCAACUGCCCUGACCACCCACCUGUCCCCUGGCAGAUGUACUUCAACUCGGUCAUCUCAGACACCACCAAGCUGCUGAAGCCCAUCCUGGUGUUCUCCUUCGCCAUUGCGGCAGGCGUCUGCGGCCUCACCCAGAUCACACAGUACCGCAGCCACCCGGUGGACGUCUACGCAGGCUUCCUCAUUGGGGCUGGCAUAGCGGCCUACCUGGCCUGCCAUGCAGUGGGCAACUUCCAGGCCCCACCGGCAGAGAGACCAGCGGCCCCAGUGCCAACUAAGGACGCGCUAAGGGCCCUGACCCAGCGGGGCCACGACUCAGUGUACCAGCAGAACAAGUCCGUGAGCACCGAUGAGCUAGGUCCACCCAGCCGGCUGGAGGGCGUGCCCCGGCCUGUGGCCCGCGACAAGACCUCGCUGGGCAGCCUGAAGCGGGCCAGCGUGGAUGUAGACCUGCUGGCCCCGCGCAGCCCCAUGGGCAAGGAGAACAUGGUAACCUUCAGCCACACACUGCCCCGUGUCAGCACGCCCUCGCUAGACGACCCCGCCCGCCGCCACAUGACCAUCCAUGUUCCACUGGACGCCUCCCGCUCCAAGCAGCUCAUUAGUGAAUGGAAGCAGAAGUCGCUGGAGGGCCGAGGCCUGGGGCUGCCAGACGAGGGCAGCCCUGCACACCUGCGGGCGCCCGCAGAGCCCAUGGCUGAGGAGGAAGAAGAGGAGGAGGAGGAGGAGGAGGAGGAGGAGGAGGGGGAGGAAGGGGGUCCAGCACCUCCCUCACUGUACCCCACAGUCCAGGCUCGGCCAGGGCUCGGGCCACGUGUCAUCCUGCCGCCUCGGGCUGGACCGCAACCUCUGGUUCAUAUCCCCGAGGAGGGGGCACAGGCAGCAGCUGGCCUCUCCCCCAACAGCAGCGCGGCUGUGCGGGCCAAGUGGCUCAUGAUGGCUGAGAAGAGUGGAGCUGCGGUGGCCGCAGCCUCGGCCCAGCCCCGUGUGGCCAACCCACCCCGGCUGCUGCAGGUCAUCGCCAUGUCCAAGGCUCCAGGUGCACCUGGCCCCAAGGCAGCCGAGACGGCGUCCUCAUCCAGUGCCAGCUCCGACUCCUCCCAGUACAGGUCCCCGUCUGACCGCGACUCUGCCAGCAUUGUCACCAUUGAUGCACACGCACCCCACCACCCUGUGGUCCACCUGUCCGCGGGUAAUGGGCCCUGGGAGUGGAAGGCGGCAGGAGUCGGGUCCAAGGGGGUGGAGGGAGAGAGUGGCUAUGAGCUGGGGGACCUGGCCCGCAGCUUCCGCGGUGGGGCCAAGCCCCCGGGCAUCUCCCCAGGCUCAUCAGUCAGUGAUGUGGACCAGGAGGAGCCACGGUUUGGGGCCGUGGCCACUGUCAACCUGGCCACGGGUGAGGGGCUGCCCCCACUGGGUGCAGUCGAUGGUGCCCUGGGACCAGGCAGCCGGGAGUCAACGCUGCGGCGCCAAGCAGGCCUGGCGCUUGGUGAUAGAGAGGUGGCAGAGGCCGAGGCCGAGAGCUACUACCGGAAGAUGCAGGCUGCCCGCAGGUUCAAGGACUGAGGGCGGG